Molecule: messenger RNA, 1209 nt
Organism: Ramularia collo-cygni
Lineage: Eukaryota; Fungi; Ascomycota; Dothideomycetes; Mycosphaerellales; Mycosphaerellaceae
Product: related to RLI and DUF367 domain protein
Exons: 1
Coding region: 1-1209 (402 amino acids)
Biological process (GO): maturation of SSU-rRNA
Molecular function (GO): rRNA small subunit aminocarboxypropyltransferase activity
Source: RefSeq, a predicted model, not a curated record
AUGCGUCACAAGAAAGACUUUGCCAAUCGUGGCCGCAAAGGCAAACAUAUUCCAUCGGACCGCGAAGAUUUCGCCGGCAAACGUCCUCCUUACAAGGCCGCAGCGUGGGAUCUCAACCACUGCGAUGCAAAACGCUGUUCAGGAAAACGUCUGAUGCGAAUGGGUUUGAUGCGUGAGUUGCACGUUGGACAGAAGCAUAGCGGGAUUGUCGUCUCGCCCAAGGCCAAGACGAUCAUUUCACCGGCCGAUCGUGAUAUUCUCGAGCAAUAUGGUGCGGCAGUGGUGGAAGCCAGCUGGAAUCGGAUCGAGGAGGUGCCGUGGACCAAGAUUGGUGGGCCAAACGGACGCUUACUGCCCUACCUUAUUGCUGCGAACCAGACGAACUAUGGCAAACCGUGGCGGUUGAACUGUGUGGAAGCAUUGGCGGCAUGCUUCGCGAUUUGCGGGCAUUUGGAAUGGGCGGAGGAUAUCUUGAGUGGCUUCUCUUACGGGCCGAGCUUUUUGGACAUCAAUGAGGAGGUUCUGGCGAGGUAUGCGGCUUGUAAGGAUGAAGAGGAAGUCAAGGAGGCAGAGAAGGUGUGGUUGGAGAAGAUUGAGAAUGAAUGGAAGGAAGAUCGAGAGGCGCGGGAGGACAACAAGGACGAUGCUUGGAGAGGUGGCAACAUGAAUCGAAGGCAGCCUAAGAUGAGGAAGGAUAAAGAUGACGAGGAUGAAGAUGAAGAUGAAGAGGGUAGCGACGAUGACAGCGAUGCCAGCAGUAUGGGUGGMAUCCAACUCGGUGGACCGAAACCUGGCGACCUUCCUCCUAAUUCAGACGAUGAAGCGGAAGAUGACGACCAGGAUCCAUACGGUAUGCCGCCCGAUGACGAUGACGAGGAAGAAAUGGCCGAGCUGCGCCGCCGUGUACUCGCCAGCAAGCCCUUUGUCAACCCAUCAAAACGUCCCGAAGAGGAACGUCAGGCGCCGGAGAAGAUUCAGCGUCCGUCAGCUCCUGACGUGAAUCCACAGCUUCCCGAGGAUUCCGACGCUGAAUCUGGUUCUGACAUCGGAGGCGAAGAUGAAGACUUUGAUAACAUCAUGAACGCCGCACCGAUUACUGAUCGCGCAGGCAUCACGGCGGCACAGCGGAAGCGAGCGAUGGAGAAGGAGGGAAAGCUGAGUGCGACUUUUAGUCGGGCUGUCAUUGAUGCCGGGCGGAGACCACCGUAG